GGGGCCUGCGGCCGCCCGCGCGCGUCUCACGCCCUCCCCUUUGUGUCACCAUGGCGGCGGCGGCGGCGGCGGCGAGGACUGCGAACCCAUGCUCGAACGCCGCCGGGGUCUGAGGAGGCUACUGCGACCAUGGUGGCCCCAUGCUCCAGGCACAGAGACAGUCAGAUCCCAUCCUGCCUUGGGGAGCUUCAUGGGCUGGCAGGGGACAGACUCUGAGGGCCCGAAGUACUGACAGUCUGGAUGGCCCAGGAGAGGGCUCAGUGCAGCCCAUUCCCCCAGCUGGGGGACCUGGUGCGAAGGGGAAGCCUGGGAAGAGGCUCUCAGCUCCUAGAGGUCCCUUCCCUCGGCUCGCCGACUGUGCCCAUUUCCACUAUGAGAAUGUUGACUUUGGCCACAUUCAGCUCCUGCUGUCUCCAGAACGUGAAAGCCCCAGCCUUUCUGGAGAGAAUGAACUGGUGUUUGGGGUCCAGGUAACCUGUCAGGGCCGCUCCUGGCCAGUUCUCCGGAGUUAUGAUGAUUUCCGUUCCCUGGAUGCCCAUCUUCACCGGUGCAUAUUUGACCGGAGGUUUUCCUGCCUCCCAGAGCUCCCUCCACCCCCGGAGGGCGCCAGGGCUGCCCAGAUGCUGGUGCCACUGCUACUACAGUACCUGGAGACGCUGUCAGGACUGGUGGACAGUAACCUCAACUGUGGGCCCGUGCUCACCUGGAUGGAGCUGGACAACCAUGGAAGACGCCUGCUCCUCAGUGAGGAGGCCUCGCUCAACAUUCCUGCAGUGGCUGCUGCCCACGUGGUCAAACGAUACACGGCCCAGGCACCAGAUGAGCUGUCCUUUGAGGUGGGAGACAUUGUUUCGGUGAUUGACAUGCCACCUACAGAGGACAGGAGCUGGUGGCGGGGCAAGCGGGGCUUCCAGGUCGGUUUCUUCCCCAGUGAGUGUGUGGAGCUUUUUACAGAGAGGCCAGGCCCUGGCCUAAAAGCGGAUGCUGAUGGUCCCCUGUGUGGCAUCCCAGCUCCCCAGGGUAUCUCCUCUCUGACCUCAGCUGUGCCCCGGCCGAGAGGGAAGCUGGCUGGACUCCUUCGCACCUUCAUGCGCUCCCGCCCUUCCCGCCAGCGGCUGCGCCAGCGGGGAAUCCUGAGGCAGAGAGUAUUUGGCUGUGACCUUGGAGAGCACCUCAGCAAUUCAGGCCAAGAUGUGCCCCAGGUGCUGCGCUGCUGCUCUGAGUUUAUCGAGGCCCACGGUGUGGUGGAUGGAAUCUACCGACUCUCAGGGGUGUCCUCCAACAUCCAGAGGCUGCGGCAUGAGUUUGACAGCGAGAGGAUCCCUGAACUGUCUGGCCCUGCCUUCCUGCAGGACAUCCAUAGCGUGUCCUCCCUCUGCAAGCUCUACUUCCGGGAGCUGCCCAACCCCUUGCUUACCUACCAGCUCUAUGGGAAGUUCAGUGAGGCCAUGUCAGUGCCUGGGGAGGAGGAGCGCCUGGUGCGAGUCCACGAUGUCAUCCAGCAGCUGCCCCCACCACACUACAGGACCCUGGAGUACCUGCUGAGGCACCUGGCCCGCAUGGCAAGACACAGCGCCAACACCAGCAUGCAUGCCCGCAACCUGGCCAUAGUCUGGGCACCCAACCUGCUCCGGUCUAUGGAGCUGGAGUCAGUGGGGCUUGGUGGGGCGGCAGCCUUCAGAGAGGUCCGGGUGCAGUCUGUGGUGGUGGAGUUCCUGCUCACCCAUGUGGAGGUCCUGUUUAGUGACACCUUCACCUCUGCUGGCCUAGACUCUGAAGGUCGCUGCCUCCUCCCCAGGCCCAAGUCUCUUGCGGGAAGCAGUCCUUCCACUCGUCUGCUGACACUAGAGGAAGCCCAGGCUCGCACCCAGGGGCGCCUGGGAACACCCACUGAGCCCACAACUCCCAAGACCCCAGCCUCCCCAGUGGAAAGGAGGAAAAGAGAGAGAUGCGAGAAACAACGGAAGCCAGGGGGCAGCAGUUGGAAGACAUUCUUUGCUCUGGGCCGGGGUCCCAGUGUGCCCCGAAAGAAGCCCCUGCCCUGGCUGGGUGGCAGCCGAGCCCCACCUCAGCCUUCAGGCAGCAGACCUGACACUGUCACUCUGAGAUCUGCCAAGAGUGAGGAGUCUCUGUCAUCGCAGGCCAGUGGGGCUGGCCUCCAGCGACUACACCGGUUGCGACGACCCCACUCCAGCAGUGAUGCUUUUCCUGUGGGCCCAGCACCUGCUGGCUCCUGUGAGAGCCUGUCCUCCUCUUCUUCCUCCUCAUCCUCUUCAUCUUCCUCUUCGUCCUCCUCCUCGGAGUCUUCAGCAGCUGGCCUGGGGCCACUCUCUGGAUCCCCCUCUCACCGCACCUCAGCGUGGCUCGAUGAUGGUGAUGAACUGGACUUCAGCCCACCUCGCUGCCUGGAGGGACUCCGAGGACUUGACUUUGAUCCCCUUACCUUUCGCUGCAGCAGCCCCACCCCAGGGGACCCUGCACCCCCUGCCAGUCCAGCACCCCCAGCCCCUGCUUCUGCCUUCCCACCCCGAGCAACCCCACAGACCCUCUCACCCCAUGGACCCACCAACCCUGCUUCACCCACUGCCCUGGACAUCUCAGAGCCCCUGGCUGUAUCGGUGCCACCUGCUGUCCUGGAACUGUUGGGGGCUGGGGGAACACCUGCCUCAGUCACCCCAACACCAGCUUUGAGCCCUAGCCCAGGCCUGCGCCCUCAUCUCAUUCCCCUGUUGCUGCGUGGAGCUGAGGCCCAGCUAAGUGACACCUGCCAGCAGGAGAUCAGCAGCAAGCUGGCACUGCCUGGUCCCCAGGGAGCUCAGGGCCAGCACGGUUCUGGCAUGGACUCACCAUUGUUACCCCCACCCUUGUCCCUCCUGCGCCCUGGUGGGGCCCCACCCCCACCCCCCAAGAACCCAGCACGUCUGAUGGCCCUGGCCCUGGCUGAGCGGGCUCAGCAAGUGGCAGAGCAACAGAGCCAACAGGAGCAGGGGGGAACCCUGCCUGCUCCCCACUCCCCUUUCCGUCGCUCACUGUCCCUGGAGGUGGGCGGGGAGCCAGCGGGGAGUUUAGGGAGUGGGCCACCCCCUCACUCUGUAGCCUAUCCAGGUGCCUGGGCCCCGGGUCCCCCACCCUAUCUCCCAAGGCAACAAAGUGAUGGGAGCCUGGUGAGGAACCAAUGGCCCUUGGGAACCUCAAGGAGGGGUCUCAGAGGCCCUUCCCAGGUUAGCACUCAGCUCAGGGCAGGUGGGGCCUACAGGGAUGCCCCAGAGACAGUGGCCCCAUCCCCAUGUUCGGUCCCUUCACAGGGUCCUACCCCCAGCUUCUUCUCAGCCCCCCGGGAGUGCCUGCCACCCUUCCUUGGGGUCCCUAAGCCAGGCUUGUACUCCCUGGCCCCCCCGCCCUUUCCACCUAACUCCCCAGCCCCAGUCUGGAGGAACUCCCUGGGUCCCACCUCAGGCCUGGACAGGGGGGAGAAUUUGUACUAUGAGAUUGGGGCAGGGGAAGGGACUGCUUACCCUGGCCCCAGCCGGUCCUGGAGUCCCUUCCGCUCUAUGCCUGCUGAUAGGCUCAAUGCCUCAUAUGGCAUGCUUGGUCAGUCACCACCACUCCACAGGUCCCCCGACUUCCUGCUCAGCUACCCACCACACCCCUCCUGCUUUCCUCCUGACCAUCUUAGCCACUCAGCUCCCCAGCACCCUGUCCGGCGCCCUACCCGACCUGAGCCCCUUUAUGUCAACCUAGCUCUCCGGCCCAGGGGACCUUCACCUGCCUCUUCUUCCUCUUCCUCUCCUCCUGCCCACCCCCGAAGCCGUUCAGAUCCUGGACCCCCUGUUCCCCGCCUCCCCCAGAAGCAGCGAGCUCCCUGGGGUCCCCGUACCCCGCAUCGAGUACCUGGACCUUGGAGUUCCCCUGAGCCUCUUCUGCUCUACAGGGCAGCCCCACCAGCCUAUGGGAGGGGAGGCGAGCUCCGAGGAUCUUUAUAUAGAACUGGGGGUCAGAGAGGGGAGGGGGCUGGUCCCCCUCCUCCUUACCCCACACCCAGCUGGUCUCUACACUCUGAGAGCCAGACCAGAAGUUACUGCUGAACUAGGGCCAGGAAGGGCCCCCCACUGGAUCUUGGCCCAAGUCAAUCCCUUGUUUUGUAUUGAGUUCCCUAUCCCAUUCCAGGUUUCUAACUUUGUAACUUGCUUCUGAUGACAGUCCCUAACCAAAAUCAAUGUGCCCAUCCCCUGCCUCCCUCCUGGGGGCCCUUGCACAAAUCUGGAGGAGAGCAAGGCUGACACCCUGACCUUCCUUUCCCUCCAGGAGCCUCCAGACUGUCCUGCCCUGUGCACAGGAGGUGGGGGAACGGCUCCUGUCCACCUCUCCCUAUGUGCCCCACUAAACCACCUGACAACAUUAAUGAAUAAAAAUGGCAAAAAUGUG
Messenger RNA from Nannospalax galili (Upper Galilee mountains blind mole rat), 4425 nucleotides. RefSeq names its product Rho GTPase activating protein 33 (gene Arhgap33). Gene Ontology annotation, cellular component: fibrillar center; nucleoplasm; cell cortex. The record is from RefSeq and is a predicted model, not a curated record. The coding region runs from base 141 to 4085 and encodes 1314 amino acids. Lineage: Eukaryota; Metazoa; Chordata; Mammalia; Rodentia; Spalacidae. Gene Ontology annotation, molecular function: protein binding; GTPase activator activity; phosphatidylinositol binding. Gene Ontology annotation, biological process: small GTPase-mediated signal transduction. The transcript is spliced from 22 exons.